Osmerus eperlanus (European smelt) is the source of this 3193-nucleotide messenger RNA. RefSeq names its product DEAD (Asp-Glu-Ala-Asp) box helicase 56 (gene ddx56). The transcript has 14 exons. Gene Ontology annotation, molecular function: ATP binding; nucleic acid binding; RNA helicase activity. The coding region runs from base 97 to 1827 and encodes 576 amino acids. The record is from RefSeq and is a predicted model, not a curated record. NCBI's taxonomy places the organism in Eukaryota, Metazoa, Chordata, Actinopteri, Osmeriformes, Osmeridae.
UCUUUUAAAAUUCCAUCGACACGAUUGUCUCCUGCAUCCACAACGUCGCUGUUACGUCAAAUUAAAGCGACCGAAACACGUGUGAAAGCUGCGGAGAUGGCUGACAAGUUGCAGUUCCAUGAAAUGGGUUUGGAUGAUCGCCUCUUAAAGGCGCUCGCAGACUUGGGCUGGGCUCAACCAACCUUGAUCCAGGAAAGAGCCAUCCCUCUGGCUUUAGAAGGAAAGGACCUUCUGGCUCGAGCCAGGACUGGGUCGGGUAAAACAGCUGCGUACGCCGUUCCUGUCAUACAGCGGAUCCUUGCCUCUAAACUGAGUGUCCGCGAGCAGGCAGUGAGGGCUCUAAUCCUGGUGCCAACGAAAGAGCUAGGCCAGCAGGUUCAGAUUAUGAUUCGUCAAUUGACGGCCUUUUGCGCCAGGGAUGUCCGCGUGGCUGAUGUCUCCGGCAAGGCUGAUCUGUCAGCCCAGAGACCUGUUCUGAUGGAGAAGCCUGACGUGAUUGUGGGGACCCCGUCUCGUGUCCUGGCCCACCUAAAAGCCCAGAACCUGGUCCUGCACUCGUCCCUGGAGACCCUGGUCAUAGACGAGGCGGACCUUCUGUUCUCCUUCGGCUUCGAGGCCGACCUUAAGAGCCUGCUAUGUCACCUGCCUAAGAUCUACCAGUCAUUCCUGAUGUCUGCCACAUUCAGUGAGGAUGUCGAGGCCUUGAAGGAGCUGGUGUUGCAUAACCCAGUGAUCCUCAAGCUCCAGGGCUCCCAGCUCCCAGACAGCAGCCAGCUGCAGCAGUACAGCGUGCAGUGUGAGGAGGAGGAGAAGUUCCUGUUGAUAUACACCCUGCUGAAGCUGCACCUGGUGCAGGGGAAGACCCUGGUGUUUGUGGGAGCGGUGGACAGGUGCUACAGACUCAAACUGUUCCUGGAACAGUUCAGCAUACCAGCCUGCGUUCUCAACUCUGAGCUGCCCGUCCAGUCCAGGUGUCACAUCAUCACUCAGUUCAACCAGGGCUUCUACGAUUACAUCAUAGCCACGGACGAGCAGGGAUUGGCUGAUCCCACCGCAGCACCACAGACCACCGAUGGGAAAGGGAAGAAAAAGAAGAAGAAGAAGAACGCAGGGAAAGGAGGAAGAGUCAAGGACAAGGAGUAUGGGGUCUCCAGAGGAGUCGACUUCCAAAACGUCGCUAACGUCAUCAACUUCGACUUCCCCGAUUCAGUAGAAUCCUACAUACAUCGAGUGGGACGAACGGCCAGAGCAGACAACCUCGGCUCAGCGCUCACAUUCGUCACUCACACACAGCUGGCGCUCCUGAAGGAGGUGGAGGACGCCCUCACUGGAGACAACGCUGAAUCCGCGGUGAAGCCUUUUGGAUUCAAGAUGGAGGAGAUCGAGGGCUUCAGGUACAGGUGUCGGGAUGCCAUGCGGUCUGUAACCAAGCAGGCAGUGAGAGAGGCCAGACUGAAGGAGAUCAAACAAGAACUGCUCAACUCAGAGAAACUAAAGACGUACUUUGAGGACAAUCCCCGAGACCUGCAGUUGCUGAGACAUGACAAAGAUUUGCACCCUGCUAUAAUAAAACCCCAUCUGAAGAACGUCCCAGAUUACCUCAUUCCACCGAUGCUGAGGGGUGUGGCCAACUCUUUCUCGGGAAAGAGGAAAAAGAGGAGAAACGACAAACCAAAACCAGCAGGUGUCAUAAAGACUCCCUUUAAAAAGAACCUCAGAGGCAAGAAUCCCCUGAAGACUUUCCGCUUCACCGGAGGGGCCAGUAAAGGGGUUGGUCGAGGGGCAAGUAAAGGGGCUGGUCGAGGUGCCAAGACCGGCAAACACUAGGCUUCAGUGUACAUCAAUAACGGAAUUUUCAAUAUAAACUCAACAAUGACAUUAACCGAGGACGCAACAGCCUUCAGUCCAUCUAGAGGCUGAAGGUACACCAGGAAGCUGUCACCUGUCGGAUGGGUCGCCUUGUGUUGAGUUGGAAAUGUUUUGUUUGGAAGUGCCUUUCUCUGUGAACGCAGCAUGUUUGAGUAACUGAGGAUUCUGUGGUAUACCUGGUAGUGGGUUUUGUCUAAGCCUCAGACCAGAUUCUCUCUGCCUCAGUCCUGAUGGAGUUUCCAAUGCUGUUUUCAGAGUUGUGCUCUGGUUGAGAGUGAGUCUGCUAUUACAGAUUUUGUAUUUAAUACUAAAUGGUUCACAUUUGUAUAAAAUAGUACGUGCUCUAUAAAAUAGUACGUGCUCUUAAGUGUAUUAGCUAUUUGUCAAUGUAUCUCGCCUCAAUUCUUUGAGAAUCUCUGGAUUUUUGAAGAAAAUAAAACAAAAUGAUGGUAUCGUUUGAAUAAUUUAUUUAAUCGUAAUGACAAUUUCUAAUUUGUUUCACGUGUAAUACUAUGUAUGGGUGAGAGGACUCAGAACAUUCGAAACGAAGUAGAAGAUAAAGCAAACAUUUCUCCAUGUAUGGUUUGUACUCUGGUGAAGACACCGUUGUUUAUGGCUAUAUUAAAGUAGAUUUAGAAAAUGUGACAAGAAACAAAGAAGGCACAAAGAUAGGUAGAUAAGCCUGCCAGAACAAUUAGUUUAACAAGGUAACCCCUCAUUUAUACAGAUAUAUAAAGACUACUUUAAGAAACAUUGCCAUUUAGUACACAACAGUUGCUGUCUGCAUAAUAAAUAUGUGAUCAAAGAACCAAACACUCAUCUUACAUUUCAGGUCUUGGGAAAUGUCCAUUGCCUUGUUUGAACCAUUUCUCACACGUAUUAACUUAAUACGGCCCAGAUUUAAAUCAUGUAAAACACUCACACAUUUAAGGCUUCAGACGUCAUUCUGCAUGUACGCAGAAGGCAACUGGUUUCUAAAUCGUGUACUUUUCCAACAUCAGGAAUGUCUAGAAUUCAGCCAGUAGCAGCUUGAUGCACCUCGCAAUCAAGUCACAUUCAUCUUGUUGUACAAACUGGUUACACAACUGAUCAUCCCACAAUUUUCAAUGAACAGCGCUUAAUUGAAUCCCAAAUGCAAUACUGAACAAACCACCAUCACAUCUCAUCGCCAUUAGACAGGUACACACAGUAUAGGUACAGGUAAUCUUUGCGGUAAGAUCCCUCACCGAGAGCUUUGACAUACGCAGGCUAUCAACUCGCAGGUCUGACAACCGCGCACACACCCGCUGCUCAACGAGACAGCCAAUCAAAGCACAGGACAUUG